Molecule: messenger RNA, 11793 nt
Organism: Spirodela intermedia
Lineage: Eukaryota; Viridiplantae; Streptophyta; Magnoliopsida; Alismatales; Araceae
Source: the annotation of a GenBank genome assembly
AUGAUAAUGAAGACUUAUCAUCAGGGAGCUUCAUCUUCAGGUCCACACAGUAAGAGGAGGCUCUUCAUUGCAUCUGGUAUGCUCUCAAGAGGUAGCGACUCGUCUCUCAGCGGAUCAUCCUCUUCCCGAUGACGGCUUGUUCGUCGAUCAAUCGGAGAUCAUUUACUCGAUGGAUUCGUGAAUCCUUCAGCAAUUUUAGUAACAAUGUUUUGUGAAUCGCAUUGACGAGAUUUUCGCUAAUGAUCCAGCAAUUUUCGUUGCUUAAUCCUUCACCGGCGAUUUAUAGGAAAGUCACAAUAAUCAGAUAAAAAUAUAUGACUUUUGACUCUAGAAGGACUCGAACCCGCCCUAGUCACCCGCCUCUUCUGAGGAAGGUGUGACACGGGUUUAGUCCCACAUCAGUUGUGUGCCAAUUUUUCAAGUGAAUAUAUAGUAAUGUUAGAUUUCUAAGGCAAGUCCUUUCUCUCAUAUGUAUGACCACUCCUUGCCCCACAAUCGGCUGGCCACUAGUGGAGUGGAAGGGGAGUGGCACACACGUGCCCUUAUCGGUCCAAGCCGCUCGAGCCCCUACUUGCGGCUACUCCCCGACUGAGCUUCUGACCCACUUGUGGGCCUAGUUGGUUGGUAGGUCUUUCAUUUUAUAAUAUUUUUAUUUUUCUUUCUUGUUCUUUAUUUAUCUCGAAAGUAAGAUUGUAAAAAUCAUAUAAAAUCACAUAAUUAUCUAAAAAUUCACAUUAAUCAACUGAAAACCACUUUUCACACUUUAACAUAAAUAUAAGUCUAUUUCUCAUGAGUUAAGGCUAAAACUAUAUUAUUUAUUAAUUAUUAACUCAUGAUAAUAAAGACUUAUCAAUGUCUCUUAUCCUUACACUUGAAACAAGUGAUAUGGGCUUGGGACGCAACCGAAGCAUAGUCGGAUGCGUCGGCUAGUGGUGGACACAGGGGUGGUGCAGACCUUAUUGAUGUCGCUAGUAUAAUAUGUUUGUUCCCUACGCUAGUAUAUGUCGGUGCUAUCGUUAGUGUCUGUGCAGAUCACAUGAACACCAUCUUUGUGGUAAUCAGAGGUGGGGUGAACUAUGUGUCCUUAGCAAGUCACUCCAUAUGCUUUUCUAUGUGGUAGGCCUCGUCUACUUCAAACGCAUUGCCUUUCAACACCUCGUUCUGAAGCUGCAAACUAAGUCCAUAGGUGAAAAUGCCCAAAAUCACACGUGAGUCCUCAACAAAGCGACACCUCAUGCGGCAUUCCUCAAAAGCUUGAAUAUAGUCUUGGACGGGCGUCUUGCCCUAUCAAAGGUCUAACCAACUGAGGAAUAGCAUUGACUCGUACUGUCGAGGAACAUGUUUGUUCCUCAAGCGUGAUGUCAUAUCAAUUCAUGAUGUGAUGGGUUGCCCUCGUCAGUGUGCCACGUAACUCUUGUUUUUUGAAAGAUCUUAACUUGUCUACCAAGUCUCAUCUCUGCAUACUCCACACAUAAAUCAUCAUUCAUGUGAUACCAUCAAAAAUAGGAGUUCAUACUAGACUCCCAAUCAAUGAAGUCCUUGGGCUCACAGGAGCCAUCAAAGAUUGCCACAUCGACACGCACACUUUUUAGUAUGCGGGCCCUAUGAUCCUCACGUCGCCUGUCCUAAUCAUCCAAUCGAUCAGCCCUAUGGUCACCACCAAAGUCAUAUUGGGGAGGACUCGGGUAACGUCCUUGAUCGUAUUAACGAUCUUGGCAGGCAUCUUGGGGUGCUCAGUAAAAGUCUAGAGCACGCUGCUAGUCGCAGUAGGAAUCAUUACAAUUUCGUGGCUAGCGCUCUACUCGCCGAUUGAGCUCCUCUCGUUGAGAAGGGUCAGCUUUGUAACCCGGAAGGUCUCUCCUGUCUUGUCCCUAGUCACGUCUGUGGGGUCGAUAGUCCUUGUACUGGGGUUGAGGUGGUGGUGGUGGUGGACAUGGGAGAUCGUCCCCACGAGUAGGAUAGACCGGCUCGCGACGAUCAUAAGUAUCUUGUGGCCAACGACCGCCCAAUCGAUCAUGGCCAUUGUCAUGACAAGGUACUUUGCGGCAACAAAGAUUCCCUCGACAAUGAUCGUGAUCGAGGUACUGGUGAUCAUAUGGAUCACUAUAAGGGCUCACGGGCCGGCAGGGCUCGCAAUACUCCUAAUAUGCCUGUGUAAUAGGCGGUGCGACCGGAUACGUGACCAAUGGUGGAGCCGGUGGCAGUGGGCCAUGAGCUGCGGCUACGAAGGUAGCUCGCUCCAGACGCUCAAUAGUCUAGGCCAUGCUACAUAUGACAUCAUCUCGGAGGGAGUGCACUCCAUCCCUCGAAGGAUACCGAGGCGAAAGUUACCAUCGACCACCUCUACCAUGACCCCUAGUACUCUUCAGUGGAUAGUAGGGCAUGGAUUCCUUCUCAACUUAGCGGCUCACAACCGCGAGCGGCUGGGGCUGCCUUGAUGCCUCUUUGGCCGACAUAGGGCUCAAAGUCUCUCAAGGUCAAGAGGGGUCUGGUACCGAAUCCGUCAGUCUCGACAUAGAUGGUGGACUCGUGUCCACUCUAGCUACUUAGAGAGUGGCGGGAUCUGAGGCCUCACCCAAGUGCCGUGACGAUAGUGAACCUCCUCGAGCUCUGAUUGAGCGUGUCUCUAUCAUGGCUGGGUCCUAUGGGUGCCUAUAUGCCAAUGCAAUCCUAUAUAAAUGGUCUACUAGUGAUAUGGAAGUUUGGUGAGCAUCCUCAAGGGACUAAGAUUAGGUGGUAACCCAACUUGGCUCUUAUAUCAAUUUGAUGUAGGACAGGGCGAGAACCCUUGUACUUGAUCAAUGAAACUCAAGACCCAAGAUAGGGUAGUCGGACCGAUCCGGUCAAAAUGUAUGGACCCUAGAUUCUAGGUCUGACCACGUAACCUAAGUACAAGCAGGCAUACUAAUAUGUAUGAUCAAUCCAAGAUAACCUAGAGAAAUACUCGACAAUGGUAAGUGUGAGGACCUCUCGGUCUACAUCCAGACAGACAGCAAAACGAUUGUCGUGAAGUAGCCUAGGGCUGUAACUCACGAAUGGUGACGAGUCUAGCACGAUGUUGGAAGUCACGAUCCGAUAACCCAUCUUAUCCUAUCUACGUUCUCUUGGUAGUGGUGGAAACGAGCCGAGAAAACCCUUUGAAAGAUAAUUAAAAUUAAGAGGGAGGGGUACGGAGCUAACCUUUGGGGCUGCGUAGCCCAGCGGGUUGUGACGGAGUGGAGACUCAACAUAAGUAGAGACGUCUAGUGAAGAGAGAUGCUCAGCAUCGACGGUUGGUCUUGGUCGAGAGUCAUCAUAGUCGUCAUCGUAAGAUGUGGCACGAUCAAAUUAGGAGUGGGCCCACUGGUGGGUCGAAGGGCACGUUAGCAUACGCGCAUGGCGACAGCUCAUAGGGAGGCAGAGUGCUCGGUGACAGCUCAUAGGGAGGCAGAGUGCUCGGUGACAGCUCAUAGGGAGGCAACGCAAGCCACUUUCAUCACGAUGGCGUGACAGGGUUCUAGCUGAGGUGGCGGCGGCUGCAGCGGCAACCGCAACCAUUUCAUCCAGUGACGACAACGAUCUCACAUGAGGCAAUGAAGAUGUUUGGCAGCUCCGGUAGCAAUGUCACGAUGAACGAAGUCCUCAAGGUAUCAAUGGCCUUCCUCUCCCUCCUUCCCUCCCUAUCCUAGGUCACAAAGAAGGUAUCUCACAAAUGAUACUUUCUCACAAAAUUCAGCCCUCCUUUGAGGGGGGGUCCUACCUCCCCUUAUAUGGGGCCCACAAGUGGGCUAAGGGAAGGUGGGCCCACUUGAGGCCCUCAAGCUCAUAAGUCACAAAAAGGCUACAAAAGGGGCUUAUUGGGCCUCUAAAAGAGAGACCUAAUAAGCUCCCUUAAAAGGAGAAAGUGGAGGGCCCUUGUACGAUGCUUAAGUGGGCCUCAAAUGAAGACCCAAAUAAGCCUCAAAAGAAGCCCAAAAGGAAAGAAGCAUAGGUCCCCCUCCCUUAGGGUUUUAAUUGGGCCUCAAAAAGAGAAACCCAAUAAAACCCUAAAGAAAGGGAGACACAAACAACAACACACAUAGAAUUGGGCCUGCUAACACACAAAUGCGAGGCCCAACAAGUCAACAUGAAAAUACAAAGAAAGAUAAGGGUGAGCUCGAGCUCAUUGUCAUCACGGAGGUGAAAUGUUGUCAUCUCAAAGGGCUAGGCUGUGUAGCGAAAACCAGGCUCCUUCGUCUUCGCAUGUCAAUCGAGCUAAACUCGGACUGUCAAUGUCUCCUGAGCUGAUGGAGAUGGGUCUCACUUGUCAUCAAGGUGGGGUGCAUGUCAAGAAGCUUUAUCCUUAGAUCUGUGUAGUAAGAGGAGGCUCGUCAUCACAUCUGGUAUGCUUUCAAGAAAUGUUGACUCAUCUCCCGACAGAUCAUUCUCUUCCUAACAAUAGCUUGUUCAUCGAUUAAUCGAAGAUGAUUUACUUGAUGAAUUCAUGAUCUUUUUAUCACGAAUCAUUCAACAAUUUUAGUAAAAUGCUCCACAAAUUAUGUCGAUGAGAUUUUCACUGAUGAUCAAAUAAUUCUGACAGCUUAAUCCUUCACCAGUGAUUUGUAGGAAAGUCAUGAUUUAAUCAAAUAAAAAUGUAAGUUUUAGCUCUGGUAGGAUUUGAACUUGCGUCGGUCACUCGUCUAUAUGAGAGAGAGGGAAAUAAGUUCUCGAAUAUCCUUAUAUUGUCAUGUCAUCAUACUAUCUCGUAAUUAUAAAUAAGGGGUAGUUUAGGUACUAAAAUCAUCAAAACAUUCCAAGGAAGGUGUGACCACCGAUUUAGUCCCACAUCGAUUAUACACCAAAUGUUGAGAUGGAUAUAUGGUAAUGUGAGAUUUGAGAAUCAAUGAGUCCCUCUCUCGUGUGUGUACAACCACUCCUUGUCCCACCCACUAAUUGGCCACCGAUGAUGUGGAAGGGGAGUGACGCACAUGUGCCCCCAUUAGUCCAUACCCGCUUGACCCCCUACUCAUGACUUCACCCCAACUGUGCUUUUGACCUAUUUGUAGGCCUACUUGGCUGGUGAGUCCCCUUUUUUUCUUUUUUUCUUUUUUUUCUUUAUUUAUUUCAAUAAUAGGAUUAUAAAAAAUUUAUAAAUUUACAAAAAAUCAAAUAAUUAGCCAAAAAAUUAUAUUAAUCAACUAAAAAUCACUUUUCACAAUUUAACAUAAAUAUAAGUUUAUUUAUCAUGAGCUAAGAUUAAAACUAAUGAAGAUUUAUUACACCUCCCAACUUAAAUCAUUAAUAGUCACUUCACAAUAGAAUUAUGAAAAUUAAUAAAAAUUCACAAAUCUCAAACAUCAUAUUUUAAUGCAUGAAAAAUACAACUAAAAAUGAUGUACAUCUAGACACUUUAGACUCUUAUAUCAAGUAUUUAAGAAUGAUGUCAAACACUUAAAUGUUCAAGUAUUCUUUAGAAUAACAAUUUAGAAUUUACUUUUUCUAUUCAUAUUAUUAUCACUUCUUUAUUCAUAGAUAUAAUUCACAAAAUAUUUCAAUAAUCAAUAUUGAUCCAAGAAUAAUAUUGAUCCCACAUUUCUCUUUUUUCAUAGCUUGAUUUUUGAAGUUUGUAUUAUAUUCUUUAUACUUUUUUCUAUAGUAGAUGAGUACCUUUUCCUGUAAAUAAAUUUCGACAAUAAGAAUGAUGUCUCACACCCUCCAUGUGUACUCUUCAUUUUCAAGGCUUUUACUUUAUCUACUUAUUUUUUAGCAAGUGUUUUUUAUGCACGAUUUUCGACAAUAAAAAUGAUGUCUCACACCCUCUAUGUGUACUCUUCGUUUCUAGAUUUUUCACAUUACUUUCUCUUUUUUAAAAAAAUAAGUGAUUUCUCCUCAAAAGUCCUAUAGAUCAGAGUACAAAAAAUUUCCAUUAAACUCAAAUGAUCAAUCAAAUUUUCACAUCAAGGAAAUACUAUCCAUCAAGAUCAUGACGUAAAAAUCUAUAAAAUCAAAUCCAUAUUAUCUAUCAUGUAUCCAAGGAGUAUUCUAACAUUUUGUGCUAUUAAAUCAUCAUUUAACUCAAUAAUAAUCUUCCUAAUAUCUUUUGGUAUCAAUCAAUCUAAUUGAUUUAAUUUUUCGUACAUGCAAUAUGAUGUAAGAAAUUUGUAAAGUAGAUAGUUCAGACAACUUUACUUUUUAUUUUCAGUUUUAUUUUUAGCAACAAUAAAUUUGUCAAAAAAAAUCAAAUUAUCAUCUUUAUAGUUGUAAUUUCAAAUUUCAGCAAUAUAUGUCUAGGGGAUUGAAAUGUGAGAAAAGGGUCUCUAGAAUUUUAAAUUUUGGGUUGUUUUUUCUCUGUUGUUUUUGAGAGUCUAUUGUUCCUAAUAGAAAAUCAAAAAAUAGAUGUUAUAGUUUUUCUGAAUUUUCUUUUUUUAGUUGUUGUUCUAAGUGAGCAUGAAAAAAAUACAAACACAUGUUCUUAAUUGUCCUACAACAUAAAUUAAGAAUUAAUACUUCACCCCCCAACUUAAAAAUGACAUUAUCCUCAAUGACACAAAAAAAUCAGAACAUAAUAUGUAAAAAAUAUAAUGUUCAAGUGAAGCAUGCAUAUAUGCAAGGUUAAGUACUAAAAAUAUUGCCAUAAAUGAUAAAGCUCAAAAAGACAUCACCUUAACCUCAUUUUUAAUUUUUCACUUCAUCUUACACUCCUCUUGUACUUUUUUGAAAGAAAAUAAAUAUAAAAACAAGUACUGAAAAAUUCUAAGAAAAACAAAGUUUAAAAAAAACAAAAUAAAAUAAAGACCAUGGGUUACCUCCCGUGUAGUGUUGAAUUUAAUAUCUCUAGUUGGACACAUUAAUCUUACUCUUGAAUUUCUUUUAAUAAUAAAAUUUCUUUUUUUGGAAGGUGUUCAUGUUCUAUAUAAUGUUUAAGUUUUUGUCUAUUUAUCUUAAAGUUAUGAUUACUUUUAGGAUCUUUAAUAAUUACAAUCUUGUGAUUAUAUGUCUCUUCCACCACAUAAGGCCCUGUCCAUUUUGAUUUUAAUUUGUAUGGAAAUAAUUUCAGCCUAGAAUCAUAUAAUCACAUUUUUUGUCCAACAUCAAAAAAAAAUUACAAAUAUAUUUAUCAUGAAAAUUUUUAGUUUUAUAUAUAUAUAUAUAUAUAUAUAUAUUCUAUGAUUUUCAUAAGCUUCAUUCCUCAACUCCUCUAGUUCAUGUAAUUGAAAAAUUCUAUCCACCAGUUGGUUUUUCAUUCAUAUAUAAAUUUUUUAUAGCUUAUAAUACUUUAUGCUCUAUUUUCACAAAAAGAUGACAUGGCUUUCCAAAAAUGAGACAAUGGGGACAUACCUAUGAGAUUUUUAUAACUUGUUCUAUAAGCUCAUAAUACAUCUUGUAAUUUCAUGGGCUAAUCUUUCCUAUUUGGUCUAACUAUUUUUCUCAAAAUUCUCUAAAUUAACCUAUUUUCUACUUCAACUUACUCAUUUGUUUGGGAAUGAUAUGGAGUGGCUACUUUAUGAUGUACUUUAUUCUUUUUCAACAGUUCUUUAAAAUUUUUAUUUCUAAAAUGUGUUCCUCCAUCAUUAAUAAUCACUCUAGGACAUCCAAAUCUUGAAAAAAUAUUGUCCUACACAAAUUUUAUCAUGAUUUUAUGAUCAUUAGUUCUAAUAAAAAUAGCUUCCACCCACUUAGACACAUAAUCAACAUCAAGCAAAAUAUAUUCAUAUUUUUCAACUAAUGGGAAGAGACUUGAUAAGUCUUCAUUAUCAAGAGUUAAUAAUUAUUAAAUAAUGUAGUUUUAGCCUUAACUCAUGAUAAAUAAACAUAUUUAUGUUAAAAUGUGGAAAGUGGUUUUCAGUUGAUUAAUGUGAAUUUUUAGAUAAUUAUGUAAUUUUACACAAAUUUAUAUGAUUUUUAUAAUAUUACUUUUGAGAUAAAUAAAGAAAAAGAAAUAAAAAAUAAAAAUAAGAUAAAAUGAGGGGGACUCGCUAGUCAGCUAGGCCCACAAGUGGGUCGGAAGCUUGGUCAAAAAAAUUAACUCUUGUUUUAUUUUUUUUCUUACUGAAAUUUUUUUUAGAAAAAAAGAACGAAAAGAAGCAAGGCAAGGACUAAAGUAUCUUGAAGGAGGGUAACAAUUACUAAACUUUUCCCUCUAAUUUAUUGAUUUUUUAUACAUGGUAGAAGAUCCUCGCAUCCAAGGCUAGAAAAUCCUUUCAUUAUUUGAUUCAAAAUUGAAAAUUCAAAAGAAAAAUAAAUUCUGAUAGAUCUUGAAAGAAAUACAGGUCAAACUGAGAGUAAUCAUAUGGCCAUGAAAAAUCAUUAUAUCUCCUAUUCAUUUCAAAGAGCAUCUAAUAUUACAGUCCCAUUAGUACCCACUAUUAAAUUCAAAAUAAAUCUACGAAUUUUUCAAAUGCUCCCUAAUUUUCAUGGAUUGCCUUUAGAGGAACCUUAUCAGCAUUUAGAAAAAUUUCAUAUGGUCUGUGAUUUAGUUAAUCUCUUUCAAGUUACACUAGAAAUUAUUAAGAUGAAAUUAUUCCCUCAUACACUUAGGGACAAAGCUAGUCAUUGGCUAUCCACAUUAGAUAGAGAAUUAACUAGUUGGAAAGAUAUAGAACAUGCUUUUUUUCAAAAAAAUUAUCCUUUAGAAAAAACUCAAAAUAUGAGAAAAUAUCUAUAAAAUUUUUCUCAAAGACUAGGAAAAACUUUACAUGAGACAUGGGAAACAUUCAAAGAUUUACUUAAAAAGUGUCCUCAUCAUGCUAUACCAAAGUGGCAACUCAAUAGAAUUUUUUAUCAUGGAUUAUUAGAACAACAUAAAAAUAUGGUUGAUUCUAUAUGUGGAGGAGCUUUUAUGGAGAAAACUCUUGAUGAGAUUUACAGUCUUUAUGAGAAUUUAAGUAAAAAUUCUAGAGAUCAAGCCUCUUUUGAAUUAUAUGACAAGGAUAAGAAGAGAGGAAUUCAUGAAUUACAUCAUGAUAAUGAAUCUAAAUUUAGAAAUAAGGUUAAUUAGAUUAAUCAAAUAUUAAAAACAUUUGAUUUACUUAUUCAUAAUAUUAAAAAGCCUCUUAACCUUUAAUUUAAUUUAAAUAGUACAAGUCCUAUGUAUGGUGAAAAUGAUCAUUUUGAAUUUCAAUAUUAUCAUAGGCAAGAACAAGUGCAGGUACCUCACGAUUUUAAUAAAAAUAGAGAAUAUUUUUUUAAUUCUUAUAAUUCUAAUUAGGGGAAUAAUUUUUCAUAGAGAAACCUAAAUAAUAUUCAAAAUCUAGAAGCACUUAGAUCCAAUUCACAUUUUGAAUUUUGUCCAAAACAAGAACAUAGAUUUUAGAAAAAUUAGUCCUCUCAAAUCCAACUUGAUGCUAUGAAAAUGAUGCAACAAAUGGGCCAAAUGAUGCAACAAACUAUGAAUCAAAUGAUGCUACACUAGAAACAAAUUAUAGAAGCUCUUGAGAAUAAGAGAAAAGAGGGACAGCCACCUAAUCAGCCCAUAGAAAAUUCAAGAAACUAUCUAACAAUAGGAUUUCAGCAAGGAGAGUCUAGCCAGAUAAAUUUUUAAAAAACCCCACGAAAUGAAAAUAUUAGGACAACGAAUACAUUGAGUAAGAAUAUUUUACCUGAUCCUUAUUUCUAAUUAUUAGAAGAAAUCGAUGAGCCAUUAGAAGUAAAUGAGAAUAUUAAGACCAAAAAUAUAGUAGCAAAAAAUUUAAAUAAAAUAAUUUAUUGCUCACAAUUGAUGAAUGAAUAUAGUGAGGAUGAUGAGGAGAAAGGGUCCUUAGAUAAAAAAACAGAAGCUAAUCAUGAAAAAAUCAUCUAAAUUUUAGUAGAAGGGAGUAAAGACAGAAAUAAAGAAAAACAUAUUUCAGGUGACGAAAAAUCAAUUAAUUUGGGAGAUGUAGGAGACGAAAUUAAUAAAUCUAAUCAUAAUUUUGCAGCGAUAGAUGUUGAUAGUGAGGAUGAUGAUGUAUAUCAUAUACUGAAAUUAAAAGAUAGCUCUUGGGAAGAUGAAGAAUUUGAUGAGUUGAGAAACAAAAAGCUAGAAAAAGAGUUGAUUCAACUAAUAGGGAGAAACAAAAAUAAUGGAUAUGAAUAUAGAGAUAAUUUUGGAGGAGAAAAUUUGAAUUUUACUGAAUUCAGUAGAUUUGAGAUUAAAGAAGACAAUCCUUCCAUCUUUCAAAACCCACAGCCCAUUAGAAUUAUUUCUAAGCGUGAAAUAUUUCACUCUUCCCAAAUUGAACAAACAUGUAUGGAAGAUAAAAUAGAGCAAGGGAAGAUUAUGUAGAUAAAACAAGACAUUAAGAAAUGGAUGAAUGGAAGAAUUAGAGAUAUCAAUUUAGAUGAAAAAAAUUUACAUUGGGUAAGAGCUAAUUCGAAAAUUAUAUGGCCUGAUCACAUUUUAUGGUCUAUUAAUAGAAAGUAUUUAUUAAUGAAUAAGAGCCUUAUAAAAUAAUAUAGAAAUAAGGAAAGAUUUUUUUCAAAAUAGAAAUAUUAUUUUUAGGAAAUUUUUGUUAAUUUCUAUUUUGUUUUGAUUGAAAGUAUGUCAAGGUAUAUAUAUGAAGUAUAUGAAUUUAUGCUAAAUCUGAAAAAGAAUAUCAUGAAACUUACCUUGGGAUACAAAUAUAUUUUGAUGGUCAUAGAUCAUUGACGUGACUCAGUCGUUGUAUGUUAAAUCACGCAAAUUUAAAAUUUAUAAAACUAGAAAAUACGAAUUUUCAGAUAUUUAGAAGUAUUUCAAAAUAAAUAGAUCAAUUAUAAUUCAAUAAAAAUCUCAAAAAUAGUGGUAAUUUUCCAGUCAAUCACAGGGAUGUAAUAUAAUAUCUGGUAAUUAUUCAGAAUUUUUCUCAAUGAGUAUAAUUUUCUUACGAAUUUUAUACUAGGAAAUAAAAAGGAAAUAUAUUUAAAAUUCACAAAAAAAAGGAAAUAAGGGUGCGGACGUCAGGAUGACGUUAGCGCCCGGCGAACGCGAAUCAGGCGGAAACAGAGUUCCGCCUGGCGAUUCUUACGUAGACGAUUACAGACGACUCAAUUAAUCAAAUUAAGAUCUGUAAAAGCCGGAAGAAUCGUAAUUGAACGAAGUAUAAUUUGGUAAAUAAAAAUCAACAAAGUAUCACUAAAUGAAGCGUAAAUUAAAUUGAAAGUAGGAAAACAGAGUUCCGGCGUCGCGACGGCGAUGCGUCGGCGAUGCACCGGAAUCCUGAGCGUUCGGGAGGAUCGUCGUGCAGUGUCCACGGCCUCGAAGGCUCUCCUUGGACAAAGACGACUUGGGCAAUCUCUAGAUAAAGCAUGAAAACAGAGUUCCAGCGUCGCGACGGCGACGCGUCGGCGAUGCACCGGAAUCCUGAGCGUUCGGGAGGGUCGUCGUGCAGUGUCCACGGCCUCGAAGGCUCUCCUUGGACAAAGACGACGUGGGCAAUCUCUAGAUAAAGCAGGAAAACAGAGUUCUGGCGUUGCGACGGCGACGCGUCGGCGAUGCACCGGAAUCCUGAGCGUUUGGGAGGGUCGUCGUGCAGUGUCCACGGCCUCGAAGGCUCUCCUUGGACAAAGACGACGUGGGCAAUCUCUAGAUCUUCUCGCGAAGUCUAGAGACCAAUGAAGUGGGUCAUCGAAUCGUCUCCGGCGGCUGUCACCCGGCGGAGCGGAAAAACGGCGACUUUGCGGCUCUCCGGCGGCUGUCACCCGAGGGAGAGGAGCUAGAUGGAGGUGGGGCGCGUGUUAGGGAGCUUCAUCCUCAGGUCCGCGCAGCAAGAGGAGGCUCUUCAUCGCAUCUGGUACGCUCUCAGGAGGUGGCGACUGGUCUCCCGGCGGAUCGUCCUCUUCCCGACGACGGCUUGUUCGUCGAUCAAUCGGAGAUGA